ACCUUACAUAAAUAUUGACUUUUGUGUAAUAAUUAUAUUAUAAUAGUGUAAAAACGUAAAGUGCGGCGCGAUUUCCGUUCGUUUAUUAAUAGACACCUCCGCGCACGUGAAAAACAAAGUACCUAUACGAAUAUCCUACACUCUCCGUGUACCCCUUCCAACGUCGGUGAUGUGUUGUUUAUGUGACUCGCAAGUCUCGCCGAACGCGGCUGUUGCCUGAGACGGUUUUUUUUCUCAAUUCAAUGGCAAUUCGAAACGGCAACCGCAGCUAGUGCCUUGUCCGCCGCAGCUGUACGACUCCUCCGACGAGGGUUGUUGUUUUGAAAGAAAAAGACCCGCGUAGUACAGUUUUUACGGUUUUCUCGCCGCCGCGAUACGACACAUCUCGAUUCGGAAUCCGAUAUUAUUGUAUUGGCACACUAUUUAUAAUAUUUAUAAAUCGACAAUUAUUAAUUUUUAAUCGUUGCAUAGACAAUUUUUUUGCCCCCUAAUAUUAUUUAUACAAGACCGUACCAUGUCUACAGGAUUCAAACACAGUUGUUCCACCAUGGAUUUGGAAUUUGAUACAUCUACUACACUUAUAGAAGACGUUACAUUACCAUCAUUAUUGACCAGCUUUAGUACUACUACUAAUAGUUCAGUAGAAUUUACCACAUCAGAGUCAGAAUCUGAUACAACUCAACACAUACCCAUACAGAAACAAAAGAUAGAAAAAAGUUCUUAUAAGGGCCCAGUAAAGUCAUUUUCAUUAGCUGAUUUAACAACAAUUAAGUCAUUUAAACCACUGAUUCGUGAAGAUUCAGCUAUAUAUUCUACAGAGACAUUGACCAGUGCAAUGACUACACGAACCGAUUCAGGCAUUCACCAAUCUAACGGUUGUAUUAAUGCAACAGGGAAAAAUAAGAAGAAAUAUGCACAUGUUGAAAGUAAAGUUAAGCAAUACAUUAAAGAUAUCAAAGAGAAUGAAGCUAAGAGCAAAGCUAACCGGCAUAGUUUACAGCCUUUAUCACAAAAACAGCAAGAAAGUCUACUCGUUCAAAAUAAAAAAACUGAAAAUGAUGAAAUUUUAGGUUUGAAGUGUAACUUAAAAAAGUUAGAAAUACAGUUAUUAGAAAAAAAUCGUCUUAUUGAACAGCUUCAGUAUAAUUAUAAGUUAAUGGAGAACAAAUACAAUUCAGCUACAAAAUUGAUUAGAAGAAUGGCCAAACCUAGUAGAGAUAUAAUACAAUUUACUGAAAACGAAGUAGAGUUGAAUGAGCAAUUAUCUCCUGCCCAUAGUAUUCCACCACCUGAAGAAGUAUGGGGACGUAAUCAUAGAAUGAAUUCUGUUAUAACAUCAACAAUGAAGAAAGAAAAAUCUAGAAAUGACAAAGAAAAUAUUCUUAAAGUUAGAAAAGUAAAGUCUGGAGGAAACUUGGUAUAUAAUUCUAAUGUUGAUGUGUAUAAAACACUCAGAGAUUCAAAUUCUGCUAUUCAAAAGGUAAAAUUGUGGCAAGAAUCGUUGGCGAGCACUGAAGUUUCUGCAUUAGACACAGACAAUGAAAUGGAUGAUCAAUCUCCGCAAUCUUACUCUGUAUCUUCUAAUGAUUUAUCCUUAAGCUCAUUAGAAAUAUCACCGGUGAUUAUUCCAAGUAGUCAGUAUCCCAAAAAACAUGAAUGCCGCAGCGAUUCCUCAGGUUGUGGUAUGUCUUCUACCAGAGUGUCUAAAGAAAAUACGCUAGUGAGUGGUAUCAAUUUGGAGGUCGGUGAUGAUAUUAUUUUGAGACCAGAUCAAUUCUGUGAUGAAGAAAUUGGGAAACUGCCAUCAUCGACUCCCAUCAAACCCAUUUCAUCACAUCAUUUGUGUUCUUCAGUGUUCAAAGUCCUGAACGAAAUAGACGAUAAAAGGAAUAACGAGUCUCAAAAACGUCACUUGACCAAAAAAAUUAGAAGAACGAAGUCCAAAAAUGCAGUGUGUGAAUGUACAUCAGAAGCUGAUGAAUUUAUGGGUCAGUUCAAACAUUGUAUUGGUGUCAUAAAUGGUGUAGUCACCAAAAUGGAACAGAGUUUCAAGUCACAAAGAUAAUUUUCAAAUAUUAAUUGAAAUGUGACGUGUUUAUAUAUGUUAUAUUUAUAACGAUAGAAAUUGUUUAUAUAUAUUUUUUUUACGUUUAAUGAAUUUGUCCAUUAUUUAACUAUAAUUUGUUAUGAUUUUUAUAUUAUGUAUUAUUUAUGUGCGUUGCCACCAAAAUUUAUUUAAAAAAGGAAAUUAUUUAAUUAUAUAAACAUUUUGUACCCAUGAUGGUGUGAUUAUAUAUAAUCAUAUUAGACAAAACUAAUAUAAGAUUGCAA
This is a messenger RNA of Adelges cooleyi (spruce gall adelgid), 2331 nucleotides long. RefSeq lists its product as uncharacterized. NCBI's taxonomy places the organism in Eukaryota, Metazoa, Arthropoda, Insecta, Hemiptera, Adelgidae. The transcript has 4 exons. The record is from RefSeq and is a predicted model, not a curated record. Bases 515 to 2065 code for a protein of 516 amino acids.